Fimicolochytrium jonesii is the source of this 2256-nucleotide messenger RNA. RefSeq lists its product as uncharacterized. Lineage: Eukaryota; Fungi; Chytridiomycota; Chytridiomycetes; Spizellomycetales; Powellomycetaceae. Bases 162 to 2009 code for a protein of 615 amino acids. Gene Ontology annotation, molecular function: oxidoreductase activity. The record is from RefSeq and is a predicted model, not a curated record. The transcript has 2 exons.
CCGGAGCCGUCGGAGCCGUCUAUUGAUGUCCAACUUCGUCUUGACUCCACAUCCCGCAGUUGUCAAGACAAACAGGACCAAAGCAUUAGCAGUCACCGUCAGUAUCUGCCUAGCUGUCUCAGCACUACGUCGUUGCUCCAGCAGUAACCCCCCACCCCGACAUGCCCGCUCCAGUCACGGAGUUUCACGCAGGCGAGCGUGCCAUGCACUCCCUCCUCCACGUUCCCCGCCAACGCAACCCCACCUCCUCCGGCCUGCCCCCACAGUACGCCGCCCGCGCAACCCACUUCCCACUCGUCGCUGUCGGCACCGUCGACGCAGCAGGUCGUCCAUGGACAACCCUCUGGGGCGGUGACCGCGGGUGCACACGACCCAUCGCUCGCGGCGUUUUGGCAUUUGUCAGCGCUGUCGAUGUGGACAAUGAUCCGGUGGUGGAGGCGCUGUGGGACGGUGCUGAGGUUGUGGAUGGGGAGAUCUUGAGGCCUGGGACGUCGGAUGCUGGGAGGCUCAUGUCGGCGCUUGCUAUCGAUCUGGAGACGAGGGAUCGUGUGAAAUUCGCCGGACGCAUGGUCGCUGGGACGGUGGACUCUCGCGGCACUUGCGGCGCUGGAUGGGACGUGCAGCUUGCUAUGCAAGUAAGUGAGAGCUUGGGGAACUGUCCAAAGUAUCUGAAUUGCAAGGACAUCGUUCCCGCAGGCGAGGUGAUGAAGCCAGUGCUCGUGUCGGCCGCCCUUCCGCUUCCCAAGGAAGCGAUCGGCCUGAUCGCAACAGCAGACAUGCUCUUCCUAUCGACCACAAGCGGCGAAGCCAUGGAUACGAACCAUCGCGGAGGCAACCCGGGAUUUGUAAGGGUUUUGCGCAACACUGCAGACGUCGUGCAAUUGGUCUACCCGGAAUUCUCGGGUAACAGACUCUACCAGAGCCUAGGAAAUCUCAAACUCAAUCCGAUGGUCGGCAUCGUAAUACCGGGCUUUGAAUCAGGAGACGUGCUGUAUCUCACGGGCGCCGCGUCCAUCCUCGUUGGCCACGAGGCGUCAUCUUUGAUGCCUAAAACGCAGCUUGCCGUUAAGAUCUCGGUGACCGCCGCAAAGUUUAUCAAAUCCGGUCUGCCGUUCCGAGGCACCUCUCUCGAACGCUCGCCUUACAACCCACCCAUCCGCCACCUCCUCGCCGAGCACGACGCUCAUAUUGCAAGCUCCGCCGCCGCAGAACGUGACACAGUUGCAACGCUCGUCCGCCGCGAAACCCUCACCCCUACCAUCAACCGCUUCACAUUCCACCUGUCCUCGCGCACCGCCGCCGUCGUGCCAACAUGGCAUGCAGGGCAGUACGCCACGCUUGAUUUCGACGAGCUGCUCAGUGCAGGGUACUCGCACAUGCGUGAUGAGGACCCGCAGAGCCUGAACGACGAUCACGUCCGGACGUUCACCGUGUCCAGCCCGCCGGCCUCGACCGAGAUGCAAAUCACCGUCCGGCUGCAUGGGCCGGUGACCCACUUCCUUUGGGCGCAGCAGCCCGACGGGACUGCCGACGCCGAUGCCCAACACGCACCGGUACGUGUCCCCGUUCUCGGCUUUGGCGGCGCCGAAUCAUAUCGCAUCCCGACAGACCCGUCCACUGCGUCCGCCCCCGUCUUCAUCGCGGCAGGCGUCGGCAUCACCCCGCUGCUCGCGCAAGCACCCGCCCUGUUAGCCGCCGGACGGCCCCUGCAGGUGCUGUGGACGCUCCGCGCCGAGGAUCUGGCCCUCGCCGUCGAUGCGUUUGCGGUUGAGCCGCGCCUUGCUGUCUGCACGACGCUGUUUGUGACGGGAGGCGCGGAUGGAGAGGACAUGGGUGCGCUAGCUGGCGGGGCAGCGGUUGUGCGGCCGCGGAGGCUUCAGGCGGAGGAUGUGCAUGCGUUGAAGGGCAAGGGGAGCAGGUUUUUUCUGUGCACGGGGCCCGCCCUGCUCGCCGCGCUUGUGGGCUGGCUGCAGGGUGAGCAUGUUGUGUGGGAGGAUUUUGGGUACUAAUAUGGCCUUUUCGCAUUCGGGAACCCCUCCUAUCCAUCGAGUGGCCCGAGAAAAUACGUACUGUACAUCACAACAUUUGUAUUCGCGCAUGGGUGAUUUGUAGAGGCAUGCUGGCUUGGGUAACAGGUCGGGCAUGGCUUCAAGAUUUUGGAUACAUGUAUAUAUUGCCGGAUUCAUGGCGGAUUCGUUUUGCCUCUCAUUAAUUCAGAAAGUCGUGUUUGUUAAACGGGACCCUAUUUAAGCUAUG